GAGGCGCGCCGGAGGCCUUUUGGACUCUUUCGGCCACCGUAGCCGGGUCCCCUCUCCGUUCCCUCUAUUUAUGCGCCUGCGCGCUGCGGAAACGCCGUCCAUUUCUCCAUCAGCCUGAGAGGACGUCGCGGUUGAACCGUCGAGGAGAAAAACUGCCAUGUCCACUGCUUUGGCAAAACCUCAGAUGCGUGGCCUUCUGGCCAAACGUCUGCGAUUUCAUAUUGUUGGAGCAUUCAUGGUCUCUCUGGGGUUUGCAACUUUCUAUAAGUUUGCUGUAGCUGAAAAAAGAAAGAAGGCAUAUGCAGACUUCUACAGAAAUUAUGAUUCCAUGAAAGAUUUUGAGGAGAUGAGGAAGGCUGGUAUCUUUCAGAGUGCAAAGUGAUUUGGAAUAUAAAGAGUUUCUUCGGGUUGCGUUCCCUGGAAGUUUGUCACUUUCCUGUGUUCCUAAACUAUGAAACUAUGACUAUCUGGGGUGAGAAAUAGUCUCUCAAUAAAUAAACAGUUAACAUACUGUGGACACUUAA
This is a messenger RNA of Bubalus bubalis (water buffalo), 524 nucleotides long. RefSeq names its product cytochrome c oxidase subunit 6C. Gene Ontology annotation, biological process: mitochondrial electron transport, cytochrome c to oxygen. The coding region runs from base 158 to 382 and encodes 74 amino acids. NCBI's taxonomy places the organism in Eukaryota, Metazoa, Chordata, Mammalia, Artiodactyla, Bovidae. The transcript is spliced from 4 exons. The record is from RefSeq and is a predicted model, not a curated record.